AUGGAAAAACAGGAUAGCGAGGCCACAGGACACAGCCGAGCAGCACCAGCCAUGCCACCACCACCGGCUCUAGUCUCUGGAGCCGCUGGAUUGGCACCCAGGGCAGACUCGAUCUCCAUGUACACGAAUUUUAACGCACCGCGAUUGUCGACCGAUGCAUCGUUGUCAUCGUUCCUGAACAUUGCGGAGGCGCAGAAUCAGGGGUUGGGAGUCUCUCAAAUUUCGCAACAGCAGCAACAUCAACAACAAGCACAGCCCCUCCAACAGCAACAGCAAGCACAAUCCCUUCAACAACAACAACAACAGCAACAACAACAACAACAACAACAACAACAACAACAACAGCAGCAGCAGCAGCAGCAGCAGCAGCAACAACUACAACAGCAACAGCCACAAGCUCCCACAAGACCGGACUUUGGACCUUAUAGUCGAGGCUACUCGAUCAUCAACAGUUUUUGGCCUGGCAACGCUGGAAGUCAGCCUCAAGUGCCACAGCAACAUGACGCCGGUAGCCAAUUCACUACUAUGCGUCGCCAAAGUGAACAACUUGAACCCUUUAUGCCUCGUUUCAAAACACCUAGUUUUUCGUCCGGAAAAUCUGGUCCCAAUCAACUCCAGCAGCAACAACAAAUUCCGCCUCCCAGUGGAGGCAACAGGGGAUCUGAUCUUCUGAUACCAGGCUCCAAACGCAACUCUAUAUUUUUCGGUGGGGCAGAUCCACCGGAUUUGGAUUUCUUCAACACGGGUAAACGCGACUCUCAGGUUAUGAUGCGACCACCACAUAUUCUGCCGCAACGUAAUAGCUCAUCGGCCGGAGUUCCCUCUUUGAGUCGCCCUGGUUUGGCCGCUAAUUACUCGAACGUAAGCAACAAUGCUGGUGAUCUAAAUGCGAACACAACCAACGGCAACCCUGAAAACAACAACAAUGCUGUUGCAAUGCCCAAUAAUGACCCCACUCGCGUUGGAAACAAUCCUUUGAACGCUAACAUACCCACCGGCUCGGUACCUCCACCUACAACACAAGAUUCUGAUUUGGAAGCUAUCUUUAAUCAAGGUCUCUCCUCGCGGAAAAACUCUCUUAGAUUUUCUGCCGACGAUUUUGAUUUCGAUUUCAGACGGCGCGAUUCUUCCUUAAGAGGAACGUUAGAUAACCAGAAUUACGUUCCUGCAGCGCCACUUGGACCUAAUGGACCAAAUAAACUGGGAUUGCAUGAUCUGCAGACCAGAGCGAAGUCUCACUCUGCGUCACCCAUGCACAAGAAUGCCGUGGACGAGGAUGAGGAGGCUCGCAAUCCAAUACACUUAACCCCCAUGAUAAGGCAAGGUGAAUCCAGUAACGAAGUGAAGGAAGAACCGCAAGAACCUGAUUCGAAAAUGAGGCGCAAGAAUGACGAAGGGAAGAGCCCGGCGAUCAAAACCGAAUCUAUGAAAAGUCUAUUGAAUUACUUGGAACCAUCAAAAGAUCCACUGUUGGUAUCCGAUGACGGCCGGCCGCUCCUAGGUGCCACUAAAGUAGACCAGUUGAUGCUUAUGAUCCAAGCACGCAAAAAAGGUGUGACAGAUCGCAUUCCCAGACGUGCAGACGGCUCAUUACUAUUGGAAGAUGCUCCCUCCAUAAUUCCGCCAGCAAGCGAACUAGUAGGUGGUGUAGAGAAGCCCAAGGGCCGCGGCGCAAAGCAGCACGAAUGUCCUUAUUGCCACAAAUGUUUUACGCAAUCCACGCACUUGGAGGUGCACGUAAGAUCACAUAUUGGUUAUAAGCCCUUUCAAUGUGAGUAUUGUGGCAAGAGAUUCACGCAAGGCGGUAAUCUUCGCACUCAUGUUCGUUUGCAUACAGGUGAGAAACCAUACGAAUGUGAAAAGUGCGGGAGGAGGUUCUCGCGGAAGGGAAAUCUUGCGGCUCAUAGGUUGACCCACGACAAUUUAAGACCUUUUCAUUGUAAACUCGAUGGAUGUAACAAGAGUUUUACACAGUUGGGAAACAUGAAGGCGCAUCAAAAUCGCUUUCACUUACAAACUUUGAAUGCUUUAACACAAAGGCUGGCAGAAAUGGAUCCCAACGAAAAUACUGCGUCCAGCGAAAAAGAGCUACUCGAUUAUUUCGCUGACCUUUACAAAAACUCCAACAGAGGCAUCAAAGGACGCGGAAAGGGCAAUACUCGUGUCGUAACUAGCUCUUAUUCUGGAGAAAUAAGCUCUCCACAUUCUGCGCCGGCGCACCACGACUCAAAUACCAAGCCAGCAGACGACCAUGAUAGCCCGACGGCUGCACCUAAACCGGUGAGCCUUGCACAGCCUUUGGAUCCUACAGAUCGAUCAGACAUAGCUUACAAUAUCGUUUCACCAAACAAUGACCCUGCGGGAUCGUCUCUCCCGCAGGUCGGGCCUGAUCCAAUCAACCACGUAUCAGUGACGGAUCAAAAUGAGUUCCCAUUUGGGCUAAGUUCGCACGUUAAAAUGGAGCCCAACGAGCGGUAUCAAUCUCACACAAACAGGAAUACAGACAUGCACUUCAAAAAUAUCCCAUAUCACAACUAG
Molecule: messenger RNA, 2538 nt
Organism: Lachancea nothofagi CBS 11611
Lineage: Eukaryota; Fungi; Ascomycota; Saccharomycetes; Saccharomycetales; Saccharomycetaceae
Source: the annotation of a GenBank genome assembly